Microsporum canis CBS 113480 is the source of this 1965-nucleotide messenger RNA. Its product is annotated as mitochondrial chaperone BCS1. Gene Ontology annotation, molecular function: ATP hydrolysis activity; ATP binding. Gene Ontology annotation, cellular component: mitochondrial inner membrane. The coding region runs from base 1 to 1965 and encodes 654 amino acids. Lineage: Eukaryota; Fungi; Ascomycota; Eurotiomycetes; Onygenales; Arthrodermataceae. Gene Ontology annotation, biological process: mitochondrial respiratory chain complex III assembly; protein insertion into mitochondrial inner membrane from matrix. The record is from RefSeq and is a predicted model, not a curated record. The transcript has a single exon.
AUGUCUUUCAACCUGCCAAAUGCACUGGCUUCAGGGGCAAGCAACAGCUCUGCCCAAAUGAACCUGACUCAGUUACCGAACAAUAUCCUCGAUGCUCUCCUGCCAGGCUACUCUGUCAUUUCGGGAUUCAUAUUCCAGAUCACUGGCUUCGACAUCUCCGUUGCCGUCUCUCUGAGUGUGCUGAUAUUCACUCUCACCACGGCAUGGGUAUAUUGCUACAAAUAUGCCUACUCCUUGCUCAUGACUUAUAUGACAGCGUCCAUCACCGUCCCCUCUCACGACGAUAUCUAUGAUCAGGUUAUAGCCUGGGUAUCUGAGCUGGCCAUCGCCACCAGCAGCCGAUCUAUGCGUGCCAAAAGCAAACGCCACAUGAGCUGGGACUCGGAGGAAGAUCUUCGUGCGGAUGUAUCAGGCAAAGGCUCUAAGGACACUCUUCUGAACUUCAGCAACUGGGAAGCGAAGAUUCCCCCGAGAUUUGAACCACACUAUGAGUUCUCCUGGUUCAGACACAAUGGUAACUUCUUCAAAAUGUCCAGAGAAAAGGAACAGGUCUUGAGUGGACGAAUGGGAUUCAACAUGGUCAGCAGUGAUGAAACCUUGACCAUCACAGUGCUUGGAAGAUCGCUGCAGCCCAUCAAAAACUUGAUUCGGGAGGCAAGAGAUGCAUCUUUUGCUCGUGAGAAAAGUAAGACCACCAUCCGUCGACCCGGUCCCAAGGAAUUUCGUUCACGAGGAAUAUACGCCUGGAGCAGAGCCGCCACUCGCCCUUCUCGGCCUAUUGAAACCGUCGUCCUCGAUAAUAUUCAAAAAACGAAACUUUUGCUGGAUAUAAACGAAUAUCUUCACCCUGCUACUCCGCGGUGGUACGCGAAUCGUGGGAUACCUUAUCGUCGUGGCUACCUAUUUCACGGACCGCCCGGCACAGGAAAGACAUCUCUCAGCUUCGCCAUAGCUGGCGUGUUUGGACUGGACAUAUACUGUAUCUCUCUUCUCGAACCAAGCUUGACGGAAGAAGACCUCGGGUUGCUCUUCAACUCCUUGCCUAGGCGUUGCGUUGUUCUCUUGGAGGAUAUUGAUACCGCCGGUUUAGCGCGUACUACCGCUAAUGAAGACUCUUCACCGGGAACAACUGACGCGACCAAUGGAGCAACCGAAGGCGUCAUUUCCAACUUGGAUACCACAGCCCAACAGCCUUCGAGCCGCGCAAAGAAAGGGAAGAAGCCUAACAACGAUGACGAGUCAAAGGGUAUCUCACUCUCAGGCCUCUUGAAUGCAAUCGAUGGCGUGGCUUCUCACGAAGGCCGAGUUCUCGUCAUGACCACAAACCACCCAGAUAAACUUGACGAUGCACUCAUCCGCCCCGGCAGAGUAGAUAUGAUGGUUGGAUUUACCUUGGCAAAUAGAGAACAAAUCAGGGAAAUUUUCAUCCGCAUGUAUUCUCCAGACCAGCCAGGAGGUAUCAAGGCGCAAUCAACGUCGCCAUCUCACGUUGAGAAAUCUCUUUCUAUCCUGAAUACUAAGUUGUUCAACACCGCCAAGACAGAGAAAAAUGUCACCAACGAGGGCCAACCUGCAUCUAACGAGAAAAAGGGGGUAGAGCAGAACAACAAUGUCAAUGGAAUUAUCACUGCCAGCCACCAAGUUGCUGUUGAAUAUAUCAAUGAACUAGCCAUCUCAUUCGCCGCAUUGCUUCCGGAAUAUGUUUUCUCACCAGCUGAAAUCCAGGGAUUCCUUCUUACCCGCAAAAGAGAGCCUCACCUGGCUGUUGAAGAGGCCACUGCCUGGUGUGAGAAUCUAAUGGUUACAAGAGGCCGCCACCACCCACCUGCACUCUCAACCUCUAGCACCGCUGUUAGCAAGCGAUCUGAUAAGAGCGUUGCGGAAUCUGACAAUGAGGUUAAUAGUGCAUCCGCAGACGAACACACUGGAAGUGAAGCAGAGAGUGAAUGUGUAGCAUCUACCUAA